AUGCCAGUGCUCGGUUACGACAAUAUGGCAUCUCAGGAUCUGUGCAUGAUGGGCUACAAUUCGCCCCCAGACUACGUUUUACCCCCUGAGUGGGACAAGGUCCCAGAGAACGAGUACGCUGGUUACUGUAGGAACAACAUGGAACACAGCUCACACGUCCCAAUGAAGUACAAUGAAGACAGUGAUAUACAGUUGGAAACAAGUAGUAGUGAAGCCAGUGCGGCUAGUUCAACGCCGUUGUCACAGCACUGCGCAAUAUGUGGCGACCGAGCGACCGGCAAACACUAUGGUGCAUCCUCCUGCGACGGUUGCAAGGGAUUCUUCAGGAGGAGCGUCAGAAAGAACCACCUAUACACAUGCAGAUUUAGCCGAAAUUGUGUCGUGGACAAGGACAAAAGAAAUCAAUGCAGAUACUGUAGGUUAAGGAAGUGUUUCAAAGCUGGCAUGAAAAAAGAAGCCGUGCAGAAUGAAAGAGAUCGCAUCAACUGUCGGAGGCCUUCGUACGAGGAACCCACGCAAGCCAACGGCCUAUCAGUAGUGUCACUGCUCAACGCUGAACUACUUAGCAGGAAAGUCAUCGAUGAGACUAUAAACGUGUCAGACGCAGAGAUCGGCAACCGCAAGCUAGCAAAGAUCAACGACGUGUGCGACUCCAUCAAACAACAACUACUGAUACUGGUCGAGUGGGCCAAAUACAUACCGGCGUUCACAGAACUACACCUCGAUGACCAGGUCGCUUUGUUGCGCGCUCACGCCGGCGAGCAUUUGUUGCUUGGAUGCGCGCGACGUUCUCUGCAUCUGCGCGACGUUCUACUGCUGAGCAACAAUUGUAUCAUCACCAAACACAACAUCGAUGGUAGAAUGGACAUCGACAUCAGUAUGAUAGGCAUGCGCGUGAUGGACGAGAUAGUGAAGCCUCUGCGCGAGAUCGACAUCGAUGACACAGAGUUCGCUUGCCUAAAGGCAAUCAUCUUCUUCGACCCAAAUGCCAAAGGUCUAUCUCAGCCGCAGAAGAUAAAGCAGCUGCGUUAUCAAGUGCAAAUCAACCUGGAGGACUAUAUAAGUGACCGUCAGUACGACGGUCGCGGACGUUUCGGCGAACUGCUACUAUGCUUGCCGCCGUUACAGAGUAUCACGUGGCAAAUGAUAGAACAGAUACAGUUCGCCAAACUGUUUGGAGUCGCGCACGUCGACAGUCUGCUGCAGGAGAUGCUACUCGGUGGAGCAUCUACGGACGCUGUUGAGGGUGGGGCGGGAGUAGGCGCGGGGGCGGGGGCGGGAGCGGAGGCGGAAGCGGGAGCGGGCGCGUCUUCACCGCCGCUAGUGCCGGUGGUGCCGUUACCUGACGCCAGCUUCCUCGACCCCAUGCCCUUCAAGCAGGAGCCUAACAUGAGUCCUGAACACAAUUCACCAAUGACUGACGGAGACAUUAUGUUAUUGUAA
Molecule: messenger RNA, 1443 nt
Organism: Diatraea saccharalis (sugarcane borer)
Lineage: Eukaryota; Metazoa; Arthropoda; Insecta; Lepidoptera; Crambidae
Source: the annotation of a GenBank genome assembly